AUGAGGAUUGCGACGCUGCAAUUCGCCCCAAAGCUGGGUGAUGUCGAGGGGAACAUCCAGAGGGCGAAUGCACUAUUGAAAAAGGGCAAGCACACCUCGCUCGCCGGGCAGGAUAUUGGGAUCGGCAUUGGAAUCGAUAUUUUGCGUCCUGAUAUUUUGGUAUUGCCGGAGCUGGCAUUGACGGGAUACAAUUUUCCCUCGCUGGAUGCCAUUAGGCCAUAUCUCGAGGCCGCUGGCACAGGUCCCAGCGCGUCCUGGGCGCGUGAAACAGCCAAGCGCCUGCGAUGCAAGGUCUGCGUGGGCUACCCGGAGAUCGAGCACGCACAUGGAACAGAGCCAUCUAGGUGCUACAACUCUCUCCUCGUGGUUGACGAGACCGGUGCGGUCAUCCAUAACUACCGCAAGAGCUUCCUGUACUUCACCGACGAGACAUGGGCCGCUGAAGGCAGCGUGGAACAGGGAUUCCUCAAGCUGCUAUUUCCGCGGGCAGCGCCCAAGGCAGAUCUCACGGGCGAGAGAGGCCGCGAAACAGAAGCAGACCUAGACCCCGAAACCGAAACACACCCGGCCAGACAAGUGCCCACUUCGUUGGGCAUCUGCAUGGACAUUAACCCCUACAAGUUUGAAGCACCCUACACAGCCUACGAGUUCGCCAACCGCGCGCUGGACUCGCAAUCCCAGCUGGUCAUCUUAUCGAUGGCCUGGCUGACGAUGCUGAGCCGCGACGAUAUCGCCGCGCUGGACGGGAACCCCGAUAUGGAUACGUUCACCUAUUGGCUGAAUCGGUUCAUGCCGUUCCUGGAAAAGAAAAUGCUGCAUUCGGGGGACCUCGACGACGUCAGCGGCAACGGCAACCCUGCGGGCGCUGGUGCAGACGGCCAUGGCGCCAACGCCCGCGCGAUCAGGAGGACUGUGAUUGUUCUCGCCAAUCGCGCCGGGGAGGAGCCUCCGGCAGAUGAUACCAAGCCACCGGCGCGGUAUGCGGGGACGAGCGCCGUCAUUGCCGUGACGCAGCGGCCUCGCCGCGGUGGGUCCGGGUCACGGGUCGGGGGUGAGGAGGAAGGUGAGGGCGCCUUUGAGGCGAAGAUCGCCUGCUGGGACUUGCUGGGGGCGGGGGAGGAAGGCAUUUGUUUCGCGGAUACCACAGCCGAUCCGAAAAUGGUGUUUGGGUUGCAGAGGAAGGGGAAAGGGAGUUCUGACUCGAGCUCGGAGGGAUCGGGAGGCGACUGA
Penicillium canariense is the source of this 1230-nucleotide messenger RNA. RefSeq names its product putative protein N-terminal asparagine amidohydrolase. Gene Ontology annotation, biological process: protein catabolic process. The transcript is spliced from 2 exons. The coding region runs from base 1 to 1230 and encodes 409 amino acids. Lineage: Eukaryota; Fungi; Ascomycota; Eurotiomycetes; Eurotiales; Aspergillaceae. The record is from RefSeq and is a predicted model, not a curated record. Gene Ontology annotation, molecular function: protein-N-terminal glutamine amidohydrolase activity; protein-N-terminal asparagine amidohydrolase activity.